This is a messenger RNA of Centruroides sculpturatus (bark scorpion), 2337 nucleotides long. RefSeq lists its product as uncharacterized. The coding region runs from base 325 to 2013 and encodes 562 amino acids. The transcript has 5 exons. Gene Ontology annotation, cellular component: nucleus. Lineage: Eukaryota; Metazoa; Arthropoda; Arachnida; Scorpiones; Buthidae. The record is from RefSeq and is a predicted model, not a curated record.
GAGUUUGAUUAUAAUCACGGAUACAAGAGUAAUAUUUCUCUAAGUGUCUUAUUGGUGUCAUAUGGAAUCAUCCCAAUUGCCAAAGAUCUGAAACGGAAUCAAGAAUAUUGGAAGAAACAAAUAAUUAAUUUCAUUAUAUUUUAUUUCGUGAAAUUAACCUCAGUGUAAAUUCACAUUUUCAUACAGUUUGUAGUAUUAUAUUAUUCGAGAAUUAAGAAGAUUUAAAGUACAAAACUUAUAAAGAAAUUACCUAUAGGUUCAUUAUUUUCAGAGUAAAAUAUUGUAAUAAUCUUAGGACAAUAUUACAAACAUACAAUACAUAAAAUGGUGAAAUCAGCAUAUUUUAGUUAUAUGAAGAAGCACGGAUUAAUCAGAUAUGUUUCGUUAGAAGAAAUGGCCAAGAAUUAUGAAAGGACAAGUGGUAGCUUUCCCACGGUAAUAGUUGAUAUUUCAGAUGUAGACACGCACAAAUACAUUAAUACACUUGUACCUUAUCCAUGGAAUUACCAUACUCUUGUAAAGAUACUGACAGAAUAUGUACGACAGUUUCGAGAUAAGCACAUUGAACCAUGUUUUUAUAUUUGGGGAAGAUUAAAAGAUUAUGUGGAUGUAAAAAUGCCGAAUAAAUAUAAAAGUAAUAAAAAGAAUGGUUUGAAAAAAUUAGAAGAGAUCAGAGAUAAUCGUCACUCCGACUCUACAUGUUAUGCUGAGAACACACUUAGCAAAAUAUAUUGGUUUUCCAGCUUCAUUUUAAAAUAUGAAUGUGGAUGUCAGGUGAUUAAUGUAACAGAGAAAAAAUACGCAAAAUUGGCCAAAAUUGUAAAAGAUGAUGAUCGUUGCUUAGGAAUUCUCACAUCGGAUCCCGGAUAUUUCAUUUAUAAUACAAAACCCGUUUUUUAUCACGUACCUAUGAAAUUAGUUUCAACCCUUACGGAAAUGUAUUUGCCAAACGAAUUUUUGAGAAAAAUAGAUUUAAACAGCUCCCAAUUAAAACUCUUAUUCUGCGCGCAGAAAGAUCUUCUUGGCUUUAAAUUCGCAAAUUUGGAAAACGACGAAGUGUUACGUAUUGAAUAUUUAAGAAAUGCCAUUAAAGAUAACAAUUUGACUGGAGAUAAAAACGAUUUUUCUAUUUGGUCAUAUGUUACUGAUAUACGUAUAGCUAAUCUGAGGGCAAAAGCGGAGCUAUAUGAUGAAAUUGAUGAUGAUGGUGGUGGUAGUGCUAAUUAUACAACGUUAUCAAAGUUACUCAAACAAAAAUGGAUUGCGUGUGAAAUUCCUGCUAAAGUUUAUUAUGUAGUGAAAAGAAGAAAUUAUGUCGAAACUUUCAAUUUAAGUGAUUUUAUUGAGGAGUCUUUACCAUUUUCUAUUUCCUUGUAUGCUUCGAUGAGACGAAACAUGUAUUUCGCUCUUUUAAGACAAGAAAAUUGCAGAGUGCGUGAAUUAUGGAUCUCCGAACCAGCCAACAUAAAUAUUGAAGAUUAUGUAACGAAUUUUACGGCAUACAAAGGUUUUACUCCAAGUUUGGAAACACUAUUAUCAAACGAUAGUAGUGUAAAUGAAUAUCGAUGGAAAUUAUUGCUCUAUUGUUUAGGAAGAACUACAUGUAACCGAUACGCCAACACACCUAUAUUUGCUUUCUGUUGUGUUAUAAAUUACAUGUUAAGAAAUGGAGUCGAGUUUCGUCAAUAUGAAUUGGACGCAUUGAUUCUUCAAGCCAUUCUUGUUUCCAAUAACAGUGAUUCGUAUAAUAAUAAUACUGAAUGGAACCGGAGAUUUGUCCAUCUAAGCAGAUUGUACGAAACGGGGAUGAACACUUUGAUGAACGUGUUAACCGCUUGUGGAUUUCCAAUUUCGUUGGAGCAUUCGCUGCAUUGGAAGACUUUUAACAUUCUUGUUUUUAGUAACGUAUAUUACGAACUAAAAUGUCCGACACCUGUAGAGUUGUUUUGUAGGAGAAAUAAUAUUGAUAUAUCGUAUUAUAAGUGGAUCUGUAUAACGUGUUUAGAAAAGUAAUAAAAGGUGAUUGAUUUUUAGCAUGAUCUAGUGUAAUUUCAAAUGUGAAACGAAGAUUUAUUUUCUCGGAUUUUAUGCAAUACUUUAAAGUUCUCCCUUCCAAGUAAUAAUUUAUUUGGAAUUUUAUGGUCUUAAAAUUAUUGCUAUAUUAAAUACAUUUUAUUGUCAUUAUACAAAAUUUGAUAUAUGAAAUAUCUUUUUAAUGCAAAAAUGUACAAAGAAUUUUAAUUGUCACGUAAAUCUAUAUAAAUUAUAUUCUAAAAUAAGCUUAGACAAGAGUUUCAAAAUGUAUUGUCAUUGCUCUUUUUUAUAUACUGGUGUUAU